AGGUUUCAUCAAUGGCUUUCACCUUCUUUAUCUUCGUUAUACUUCUCAAACUCUCCAAUGUCGACUCCACUCAUAACCUCACCAAUCUAUUCAAGGCUGUCCUCGUUUUUGGCGACUCCACCGCUGAUUCAGGCAACAACAACUACAUAUCCACCACAUUCAAAGCCGACCAUCGUCCAUAUGGCCUGGAUUUUCCAGGCGGUAUCCCUACUGGCCGGUUUUCUAAUGGAAAACUUGUGCCAGAUUUUUGGGUAUCUUUAUUGGGAAUAAAACAAACAAUUCCGCCAUAUCUGAAGCCGAAUCUCUCAAAUUACCAAAUCCGUACCGGAGUCAACUUUGCUUCGGCCGGAUCGGGUUACGAUGGUGUAACAGCCCGGGUUUCUGGGGUGAUUCCUAUGACUAAACAGUUGAAUUACUUUAAGGAGUAUAUUAAAAGGUUGAAGAAAGUUGUGGGGUUAAAAGAGGCAAAAAGUAUAGUUAAAGGGGCAUUAGUGUCUAUUAGUGCUGGAACUAAUGAUUUCACCAUUAGUUACUAUGAUCUACGUACAAGAAGAGAUGAUUUCGCUAUUGGAGGGUACCAAGAUUUUGUAUUGAAGAAGCUUCAAAACUUCACCAGGGAACUCUACAGGCUGGGAUGUCGAACAAUGGUGGUUUCAGGGUUACCACCGAUGGGGUGUUUACCAAUUCAAAUGGCGUCAAGAUUCACAAGAACCUGCUUGAAGGAACAAAAUUUUGAUGCAAGAAUUUAUAAUCAGAAGCUCAAGAAGAUGUUACCGCGAAUUCAAUCUUCUCUAGCCGGAAGCCGGAUUAUGUAUGCCGAUAUCUACACUCCGUUGAUGGAGAUGAUUCACAAUCCACAAAAUUAUGGAUUUACCCAAACGAAAAUUGGAUGCUGUGGAUUAGGGUUUUUGGAAGCAGGGCCAAUAUGUACACCUUUUACUCCAUUAUGUACAAACCCUUCAAACCACUUGUUUUUCGAUAGCAUUCAUCCAAGCGAAGCUGCGUAUCGUCACGUUACCAAAACCCUUCUGAAACAGAUCAUCCGUUACAUGAAUAACUCCGGUCAUAGUUUCUGAGUUUUAACUAAAGUUUGAUAAGAAAUGGUUAGAUCCAGAGCAUUGUGCUUUACCUAAACCAUGUACAUGU
This is a messenger RNA of Helianthus annuus (common sunflower), 1146 nucleotides long. RefSeq names its product GDSL esterase/lipase At2g31550. The coding region runs from base 12 to 1076 and encodes 354 amino acids. Lineage: Eukaryota; Viridiplantae; Streptophyta; Magnoliopsida; Asterales; Asteraceae. Gene Ontology annotation, molecular function: hydrolase activity, acting on ester bonds. The transcript has 3 exons. The record is from RefSeq and is a predicted model, not a curated record.